Messenger RNA from Manihot esculenta (cassava), 2503 nucleotides. Its product is annotated as omega-hydroxypalmitate O-feruloyl transferase. Gene Ontology annotation, molecular function: acyltransferase activity, transferring groups other than amino-acyl groups. Lineage: Eukaryota; Viridiplantae; Streptophyta; Magnoliopsida; Malpighiales; Euphorbiaceae. The transcript has 3 exons. The coding region runs from base 155 to 1486 and encodes 443 amino acids. The record is from RefSeq and is a predicted model, not a curated record.
UAUAUAAAACCAUUGGUUACUAAUUCAAAACCUGUGACAGAUUUCAGGUUUAAAUACAAUUAUCAUUUUUCAGUUACUGGAAUUAUCUAUUCUGUCCUGGGUUCUGGGGAUUUGCUCAGUUAACUUCCUUUAGAAAUUUCCCAAGCUUCUUCACAUGGUUGUGGAGGUUGAGAAGGUUGCAGCAAUGGAGAACUCAAACGGCAAUGCGUUUCAACUCACUGUGAAACAAGGAGAGCCAACUCUGGUUGCUCCAGAAAAGGAGACAGAGAAAGGUCUCUAUUUUCUGUCAAAUCUUGAUCAAAACAUUGCAGUGAUUGUCCGAACAGUCUACUGCUUCAAGUCAGAUGAGAAAGGGAAUGAAAAUGCUGCAGAAGUUAUCAAGAGUGCCUUGGAAAAAGUUCUUGUUCAUUACUAUCCUCUUGCAGGGAGGCUCACAAUAAGCUCCGAGGGAAAGCUUAUUAUAAAUUGCACUGGAGAAGGUGCUGUUUUCGUUGAAGCUGAAGCGAACUGUGGAUUGGAAGACAUUGGAGACAUUACAAAACCUGAUCCAGACACUCUUGGGAAGCUUGUUUAUGACAUUCCUGAUGCAAAGAACAUUCUGCAGAUGCCUCCUCUCGUGGCUCAGGUGACGAAGUUCAAAUGUGGAGGAUUUGUUCUUGGAUUGUGCAUGAAUCAUUGCAUGUUUGAUGGAAUUGGUGCAAUGGAGUUUGUAAACUCAUGGGGCGAAACAGCUAGAGGCUUACCACUUUCUGUCCCUCCAUUUACAGACAGAAGCAUUCUUAAAUCCAGGAACCCACCAAAGAUAGAGUAUCUUCAUCAAGAAUUUGCAGAAAUAGAAGACAAAUCCAACACCAACAGCCUUUACAAAGCUGAUGAAAUGCUCUACAAUUCCUUCUGUUUCAAUCCUGAAAUGCUUGAAAGAAUCAAAACCAAAGCUAUGGAAGAUGGAGCUCUUGAAAAGUGCACUACUUUUGAAGCUCUCUCAGCAUUUGUGUGGAGAGCUCGAACCAAGGCACUCAAGUUGCUGCCUGAUCAACAAACAAAGCUUCUAUUUGCUGUUGAUGGGAGGCCAAAAUUCAAUCCACCAUUGCCAAAAGGGUACUUUGGAAAUGGAAUAGUGCUGACAAAUUCUAUGAGCCAAGCAGACGAACUGCUGGAGAAGCCAUUGUCACGUGCAGUUGGGCUUGUUCAGGAUGCAAUUAAAAUGGUUACAGAUUCAUACAUGAGAUCUGCCAUUGAUUAUUUUGAAGUGACAAGAGCGAGGCCUUCAUUGGCGUCUACUCUGCUGAUAACAACUUGGUCAAGGCUGUCGUUUCACACUACAGAUUUUGGUUGGGGAGAGCCGAUUCUGUCAGGGCCUGUGGCUUUGCCGGAGAAGGAAGUGAUCCUGUUUUUAUCACAUGGUAAAGAGAGAAAAAGCAUAAAUGUGCUUCUGGGAUUGCCGGCUUCUGCCAUGAAAAUCUUCCAAGAAUUGAUGCAGAUAUGAGAAAUUAACAAGAUUUGUUAUCUUUAUUUAUGGUUUUAUUUUUUUUGCGUUUAAAUUUUCAUUGGUGGAUCGGUCUUGGUUGUAUUGGACUACUAGUAUUAUAUAUGUUUAUGGAUUGGUCUUGGUUGUGCUAGUGAGAGUGAUGGAUUUGUCUUUGAUCAAUUUUAACUCGUUUAUUAGCUGAUAUAAGCUUGUUCUCAUGAGAAAACUGUUAGCCCAUUAUGCCAAAAACAGAAUAAUUUGUGAACUUUCUUCCCCUGACCCGGCAGUGGGUUUCCUGAACUGAAAUGCAAUAAAGUUAAUCUUUGACCUGAAAUGCAGAUUUCAAAAUCAAAUGGAGAGUUGAUCUUUGACUUGCAUAUGACCAUCACUUUUAGACGGCUAUGAGGCAUGAUGGGUUUCUGCUGAUUGCAAAUUUAUUUAAAAAAAGUUUGUUUAACUUAGCCAUUUUCUUUAUUUUGUAGGUCUAUUCUAGGAUGAAAUAUAUGUUUCUUGAAUUAUUGAUUAUGGCAUUCAGCUUUUCUAAAACUUUCUCAUCUUGCAACUGGAGAAGUAGAAUGCAGAAGAAGGGAAAGGAAAUGGGGACUCUGACGACUUAUCUUGGGUCAAAUCAAAAGCCAAAAAUGAGAAGCGAUGGAUGGUGACACCAAUAGCUGAAGUGUCUUCAGCCAGAAUCAGACUGUUUUCUCAGGAUGUUUCCCCUCCAUCUAUUUCUUAUUAUUCUCUUGUUGUACUGACAUUGUUUUUUCUGUUAGGUUUCAUUUGUAGGUGUUUAGGACUUAUACGUAUUUGCAGCCAUGUCGUCUCGUAGAACCCACUCUGUAGCCUGUAGUUGAAGUUGUUUGCAGGCUCAGCUAUUUGAAGAUUGAAGUUUAACCUAUGGUAUGAGUUCUAGCAGAAGUUUAAUCUACAAUAGAUUGAGAAAAAAGAAGAGCAGGUACAAACCAACAAAUUUUACUUGAUAUUACCAUCAGUUUUAUGGCUUAGUUUGGAGCGCAGAGCAGGGAAAAGAUAUAU